AUGGAGUUUUAUCUCUUGAUUUGUUUAGUUUCAAUAAAUGGCAAUGAAGCGGCCAGAAUUUUGGGUAUAUUUCCAAUGCCUUCAAUUAGUCAUCAAGUGGUCUUUCGUUCUUUGACACUGGAGCUGGCGAAAAGAGGCCACGAGCUUGUCGUUCUCACGACUGAUCCUGUCUUUCAUAAGGGAACCUCACCAGGAAACUACACAGAAAUAGAUGUCCACGACAACUCCUACCAAAUAUGGAGAAACAGUUUCCUUCAAACAUCAAAAGGCAAACUUCAAGAUCGCUUUGAAGAGGCCAGACUAGUAGUGGACGUAAUACAUCAGUUGUUUAUCAAACAAUUGUUAACGGAUGAGUUUCAAGAAAUAUUGAGAAGCAAAAAGAAAUUCGAUUUGGUAAUUCUAGAGGCCAUGAUGAAACCAGCUAGAGUGCUUUGUCACGUGUUCAAUGCACCUGCUGUAAUCAUAAGUUCCUUGGGAGGUAUCGGAGAUAUUUACGACAUUGUUGGAGCCCCAACCCAUCCGUUAUUGUAUCCAGUAUGGAUACGUCGAAGGCUGCAUAAUCUGUCUUUCUGGGAGAAAUUGAGCGAAUUAUACAAUCAUUAUACCUUCGAACGCUUGUGGAAUGAACUGGAGGAGAAAGAUAAUGAGCUGGUCCAGAGUGCGUUUGGGAUUAAUAUGCCAAAACUAAAUGAUAUGGUGGAUAAUAUCAGUUUGAUUCUGUUGAACGUACAUCCGAUUUGGGAACACAAUCGUCCGGUUCCACCGAAUCUUAUUUAUAUUGGAGGUAUUCAUCAGAAGCCACAAAAGGCAUUGCCUUCGGAUCUUAAAACGUAUUUAGACUCGUCCAAACACGGGGUAAUUUACAUCAGUUUUGGUACGAACGUGAUACCUUCGCUGUUGUCGCCAGAACGAAUCCAAGUCCUGAUCAAAGUGUUCUCCCAACUGCCCUACGAUGUGCUGUGGAAGUGGGAUAAAGAUGAGCUGCCGGGAAAGUCGAAAAAUAUCAGGACUUCGAAGUGGCUGCCACAAUCUGAUCUGCUUAGGCACCCGAAGGUUAAGCUUUUUAUAACCCAAGGUGGUCUGCAGUCUACGGAAGAAGCGAUCACCGCUGGAGUGCCACUGAUUGGAAUGCCGAUGUUAGGAGAUCAGUGGUACAACGUGGAACUUUACGUAUUCCAUAAAAUCGGAGUAAAACUUGACAUGGACAAACUGUCUGAAGAGACACUCAGAUAUAGCAUUCAAGAGGUCAUUGGUGAUGAAAGUUACCGUCAGAACAUAGCUCGUCUUCGAACACAAGUGUAUGAUCAGCCUCAGAGCCCUUUGGAGCGCGCCGUGUGGUGGACGGAGUACGUGCUGCGUCACGGAGGAGCCAAGCAUCUGCGAGCUGCCGGCGCCAAUCUAUCCUGGUCACAAUAUUUGGACUUAGAACUUACUUCAGCAUUAUUCAUUACUUUUGUUAUGACGAUAACGAUUUUAAGUUACAUUAUUUUGUAUUUAUUGAGGAUUUUACGUAGUUACAAUUCCAUUAACAAAAUAAAGAAAUCAUGA
Bombyx mori (domestic silkworm) is the source of this 1548-nucleotide messenger RNA. RefSeq names its product UDP-glycosyltransferase UGT33D3 (gene UGT33D3). Gene Ontology annotation, molecular function: UDP-glycosyltransferase activity. NCBI's taxonomy places the organism in Eukaryota, Metazoa, Arthropoda, Insecta, Lepidoptera, Bombycidae. The coding region runs from base 1 to 1548 and encodes 515 amino acids. The transcript has 4 exons. The record is from RefSeq and is marked provisional.